Molecule: messenger RNA, 358 nt
Organism: Loa loa (African eye worm)
Lineage: Eukaryota; Metazoa; Nematoda; Chromadorea; Rhabditida; Onchocercidae
Exons: 3
Source: RefSeq, a predicted model, not a curated record
GGUGAUGAAGAAGGAUCAUUUGAUUCAAUCAAUAGUUCACAUAUCUCAACAAAUGAACUGGCUAGGGAAAAAGAGAAGACAAGCACAAACUCAAUUUCUCUGCUCAUUUUGCUAUAGCUCCUUGUUUCAAUACGAUGCAAGUGGAUAUCUAACAAACCGGGGAAGCAUUUACGCUUUCUCGGCUGUUAAUGUAAAUUGGGUUGCCAAAAUGGCCGAUUUUAAAUUCCCGAUAGAUGAACCAAAAUUUGCUACUUAUCCGAUAUUUUGCACCGAGGUUUCGGAAUACCAGGAUUUAGAAGGGAAAAGCGAAGGGAAGCUGGAAGAUAAUAAGAGACAAAGAGGAAAUGGAGACAAAUGA